Messenger RNA from Botrytis porri, 840 nucleotides. RefSeq lists its product as uncharacterized. The record is from RefSeq and is a predicted model, not a curated record. Lineage: Eukaryota; Fungi; Ascomycota; Leotiomycetes; Helotiales; Sclerotiniaceae. The transcript is spliced from 2 exons. Bases 1 to 840 code for a protein of 279 amino acids.
AUGACGUUAAUCUCAAGGUUUAAACGUACCAAAAAGGCCAUUGAAGAGAACAAGGCCAAAGUCACCGCCGAAGAAGAAGAAGAAAAGAAAAACGAAGAAGCAGCUGUCAAAGCACCAUACAAACACGUUCCAUCUCAUGCUUCAGUCGAUGCACUUUUCGGAGCCCCUUCAACAUGGAAACAUGAAGAUCGACCCAAAAUCCUAGAACACAAUAAACGGAGAAGUCAGCGAACUGUUAGUCGUACCCAUAGUACUCUUUCCACUAAUUCACCUGGAAAUGCUACUCCCAAUGACACACCUACUACGACACGCGCCGCUAGUUACGAUGGCUAUAAUCCCACAUGGAAUUCUCGUAUAGAACAGGUAACAUUUUUUGACGAACUCAAUCGACCUCUUCCUCUUCCUCCAAUCAAAACUCAAGUUCCAAAUGCUCCUGAUUCGGCUGUUGGUAUAAGUCCUUCAUCAACUGCCACUCAAACUACAUCUCAAAUUCCAAGUCCGGUAAAUAGUAAAGCGCCCUCCUCCGCAUCCUCCUCCAGCGACAUAGGUUUGGAAAUCACCGCCAAAAUACCACGCAGACCCCUUUUAAGCGAUGCUUUCAAACAUCAGCCAGUAAUCUUCCAAAACCACGAUAUCUUACAGAGAUUACAUACAAGUACCACGCGCAAAUUGGGAGAGGCUCCUAAUAUCCAAGCUCCUAUCGUUGAAGUACCAGUACCAGAACCUGCCGUGGUAGCACCGGUUGCACAAACGAAACCUGUUGUGGUAGCAGUAGCACCAGUUGCAAAAUCUCGUUGGAGUCGCAUGGGAAAGAAGAAGGAGGAAUCUACUAAGGAAUGA